AUGAGACUCCUUUUAUUUCUAAUGAUUUGCCACUGUGCCAUAAACAUUGUCAAUAGCCACCAUGUUUCAAAUCCCAAUUUCAUUUUAUUGAUGGCUGAUGAUCUUGGUAUUGGAGACCUGGGAUGUUAUGGGAACAGAACCUUAAGAACUCCUAAUAUUGACAGGCUAGCAGAGGAAGGAGUGACGCUUACUCAGCAUAUAGCAGCAUCCCCACUUUGUACUCCAAGCAGGGCAGCUUUCCUAACAGGGCGAUACCCUAUCAGAUCAGGAAUGGCUGCCUUCUCACGAGUUGGUGUCUUCUUAUUUUCUGCCUCUUCUGGAGGACUUCCUUUGGAAGAAAUAACUUUUUCCAAACUCCUGAAGCAGAGAGGUUAUACAACAGCUUUAAUAGGAAAGUGGCAUCUUGGGAUGAACUGUGAAAGCAGUAAUGACUUCUGUCACCACCCCCUUAGUCAUGGAUUUGAUUACUUUUAUGGGCUUACCGUGACCAAUUUUAGAGACUGCAAACCUGGCCAAGGCAGCGUAUUUUUAAAAGGGGUUCAGAAAUCCCUUGUCAUCCCAAUCAAAAUCGCUGGAAUCACCCUGGUCUCUUUGGCAAUAGCGCAGUACAUUGGCCUCCUCAAAGUACCAUUCCAAGCACUGGGUUACUGCUUGUUAAUAACGGCUAUUUCACUUGCGGUUUUGAUCUUUUUCUUUUAUCAUUUUCGACACCUGAACUGCUUCUUAAUGAGGGACCAUCAGAUUAUCCAGCAACCACUAUCCUAUGAGAACCUUACUCAGAGACUGACAAAGGAAGCCGUGCAGUUUAUAGGAAGGAACACGGAUGCACCAUUUCUUCUUGUCCUGUCUUAUCUCCAUGUCCAUACUGCUCUAUACGCUUCAAAAAAUUUCAGAGGAAAGAGUAAGCAUGGUUUAUAUGGGGAUGCAGUAGAGGAAAUGGACUGGAGUGUAGGGCAGGUUCUAGAUGUGCUGAAGAAACAUAAUAUGAGUGAUAAAACUCUUGUAUACUUUACGUCUGACCAAGGGGCUCAUGUUGAAGAAAUCUCCAGUUCUGGAGAAGUCCAUGGAGGAUACAAUGGCAUAUAUAAAGGUGGAAAAUCAAUGAACUGGGAAGGAGGUAUUCGUGUGCCAGGGCUUCUCCGUUUGCCUGGAGUCAUACAGGCUGGUGCCUAUAUCGAUGAGCCAACAAGUAACAUGGAUAUAUUUCCUACGAUAGCCAAGCUUGCCGAGGCACAGUUACCCUCUGACAGAAUUAUUGAUGGACAUGAUCUGAUGCCUUUACUUCAAGGAAAAGUUACCCGAUCAAAGCAUGAAUUUCUCUUCCAUUACUGUAAUGCAUAUUUAAAUGCAGUGCGCUGGCAUCCAGAAAACAGUAAGUAA
This is a messenger RNA of Tauraco erythrolophus (red-crested turaco), 1380 nucleotides long. The record is from RefSeq and is a predicted model, not a curated record. NCBI's taxonomy places the organism in Eukaryota, Metazoa, Chordata, Aves, Musophagiformes, Musophagidae.